This is a messenger RNA of Ipomoea triloba (trilobed morning glory), 1852 nucleotides long. Its product is annotated as cytochrome P450 CYP736A12-like. Gene Ontology annotation, molecular function: monooxygenase activity; oxidoreductase activity, acting on paired donors, with incorporation or reduction of molecular oxygen; heme binding. Bases 24 to 1514 code for a protein of 496 amino acids. The record is from RefSeq and is a predicted model, not a curated record. The transcript is spliced from 2 exons. NCBI's taxonomy places the organism in Eukaryota, Viridiplantae, Streptophyta, Magnoliopsida, Solanales, Convolvulaceae.
CUAAACAAAAAAAAAAAAAAGAUAUGGCAUGGCUUUGGACAACGCUUGCUGUGCUUGUGGCUGUGUCUCUCAUUCAUGGCCUUGUAAAGAAGAUGAAAGGCAAGAAAUUGGCACCAGGUCCAAGAGGGCUUCCCAUUUUGGGACACCUUCACUUGCUUGGUAAAAAUCCCCAUCACGAUUUGAACAACCUAGCCAAACAGUACGGUCCUAUCAUGCAUUUGCGGUUCGGAUUCGCUGACAUUAUCGUUGCUUCGUCCCCUCAGGCUGCACAGCUCUUCCUCAAGACUCAUGACCUUGUUUUUGCAAGCAGACCACCUAGCGAGGCAGCUAAGUAUAUCUCUUAUGGUCAAAAGAAUUUGAGCUAUAGCCAAUACGGGCCUUAUUGGCGCAACAUGCGCAAGUUGUGCACACUAGAGUUGCUUAGUAAUCUUAAGAUCAAUUCUUUUCAAGCCACGAGAAGAGAAGAAUUGUGUUGUCUUAUUGAAUCACUCAAGCGAGCGGCUUCGGAUCGUGUGGCUGUUGAUUUGAGUUUUAAUGUUUCUGAACUAAUUGCAGACAUGAGUUGCAGGAUGGUGUUUGGGAAGAAGUACGAGAUGAAAGACCUUGAUGAGAGGGGAUUCAAGGGUGUGAUUAAAGAAGAUUUGCAGCUUGUUGGUAAAGUAAAUUUUGGGGAUUAUUUUCCUUUUCUUGGUAAGCUUGACCUUCAAGGACUCACAAAACGAAUGAAGGUUAUUUCCAAAAUCUAUGAUCAGUUCUUUGAGAGGAUCCUUGAUGACCAUGAACAAAGUGGAAGCAGUGAUCAUCAGACAAAGGAUUUUGUAGAUAUUAUGUUGUCCAUCAUGAUGUCAGGAGAAACUGAAUUUCAAUUCAAUCGUGAACACAUCAAAACUACUUUGUUGGAUAUGCUUGCAGCAUCGGUGGAUACUUCAGCAACGUUGAUUGAGUGGAUAAUGUCAGAACUUUUGAGACACCCACUAAUAAUGAAGAAAGUUCAAGAAGAAUUGGAAAGUAAGGUGGGUUUGGACAGAAUGGUGGAGGAGUCGGAUUUGGAGGGUUUGAAAUAUUUAGAAAUGGUAAUGAAAGAAUCCCUUAGGCUUCAUCCUGUGGCACCAUUACUUAUCCCUCAUGAGGCAAGGGAGGAUUGCGUGGUUGAUGGUUUUUACAUACCAAGAAAAUCACGAAUCCUUGUAAAUGUUUGGGCAAUUGGACAUGAUCCAAAUGUGUGGGCUGAUCCUGAGAAAUUCAUCCCAGAGAGGUUUGAAGAGAGCAAUAUUGAUUAUCGGGGGCGUGAUUUUGAACUCAUUCCUUUUGGUUCGGGUAGACGAAGUUGUCCUGGUUUGCACCUUGGAAUAACUUUGGCUCGGUUAGUAGUGGCACAACUAGUGCACUGUUUUGAUUGGGAAUUUCCAAAUAGUAUGCCAUUUGAAGAGUUGGACAUGAUUGAAGAAUUUGGUCUUGUGGUGACUCGUGCCAAUCACUUGAUGGUUAUUCCUAACUAUCGAUUACAUAUUUAAGUGAUUUAGUGUUAAAACACUCCUUUCACUACAUAAAUAAGGAAAAUACCAAACUUCUUAUAAAGCGGUGUAUAUCUCUCUGCUUGUAGCCCAAAGUUGAAACCCGAAAGUCGUCAACACUGCCGCUUUCUAAAUUAUUCGUAUUUAAAAUUUAUGUUGUGUCUUGUGUAAGGUCUAGAUAAAGUAGUGAAUGCUAAAGAAUGCUUCAAUUUGUUUCCAAUUCAUCCAAAAUGCAAGGAGUGUGCCUUGCUAAAAUGCUUUUGGAAAUAUGUGUACUCCGUUAAUGUAUGUUUGCAUUAUAUAAAAGUCUAUACUAGUGUUUACUGGUUUGAUGUUCA